AUGUGAUACUGCUGGCUCUUCCCAUCCUUGUAUGCAUGGACUGCAUCUCCAGCACCGCACUCCUGUGAGCCAGGGGAGCCUGGGACCAGGCACUGUACACAGGAUGAUCCGCUUGAUAUAUGCUUUGGGAUCGCUCUUCCUUUUCUGUGGGCUGUUUAUUCCCUGCAUCGAAGGGCAGAAAAAGACUCGUGGCUCCCAAGGCGCCAUUCCACCUCCUGACAAAGGUCAACCCAAUGACUCUGAACAAACACCAAGACAGCCAGGAGAGCGAAACCGAGGAAAGGGCAAGGGCCAAACUAUGCCAGCUGAAGAGGUGCUGGAAUCCAGUCAAGAAGCUCUGCUGGUCACUGAGCGCAAGUAUCUAAAGAGGGACUGGUGUAAGACCCAGCCACUAAAGCAAACUAUCCAUGAGGAAGGAUGCAACAGUCGUACAAUCAUCAACCGAUUCUGCUAUGGGCAAUGCAACUCCUUCUAUAUUCCCAGGCAUAUCCGCAGGGAGGAAGGGUCUUUUCAGUCUUGCUCUUUUUGUAAGCCCAAAAAAUUUACCACCAUGGUGGUCACGCUUAAUUGCCCAGAACUCCAGCCUCCAACUAAGAAAAAAAGAAUCACUCGUGUCAAGCAAUGUCGAUGUAUCUCCAUAGACUUGGACUAGAUGUUAAAAAAACUGUGGCUCCAGAACAUGGAACACUGUGUCAAAAUGCAGCCACAGUGCUGUUGUGUUGUUUUUGUUUUUGCACGCAAGUUUGGACUGUCACAUCUGUGCAACUGGUAUUAUCUAUGUCAUGACCCAAGACCGAACUUGAACAAUUCAGGUUAUUCAGUGUCCAUGAGAACAAGCUUACUCUAUAAAAAAUAAAUUACAAAGGGAUAGGUGAAGGGAAGAAGGUCUCCCUAACAGAACAUGAACUGAGAACUCCAGGUAAAGCACACCGUGCCCUCUAACUUGGGACCAGGCAAGUACCACUGCCCAUGUAUACAUUAUGUAUAUAGCUAUUAUUUAUUCACACUGACGAGUUUGUGAUGCACACCAGAGGCCCAGCAGUAACAGAGUACCCGUGCAUGCACAAAACUAUAGAUCCUGAUGUUGAUCGGUAUAAAGUUCUAUGAAGUUGUAUAAACGACGCCUUGCAUGUGACUGGUGGAACCCAGAACUCUCAUAAUAUACAGGAGAUACUGUAUUAAGGCAAAGUAAUUACUUUAAAAAUGCAUUGUUUCUUGGGAGCACAAUUGAUUCUUGUGUAAUAAAAGUCCCUGAUCAGUUUGUUAGCAGUCAAAUUUACACUAAUCAAUACUGUUCUGUUCUUUAAUACUUAAGGUCUACUUAAUACUUAAGGUCUGAUUUUACUACAGGUUGCUACUUAAAAAAAAUAAAGUUCAUUCAGUGCAGAAAGCCAUGUACUGGAUGAUAUGGUUGACCCCAUAAGUAUAUCCUAGUUUCCAAAGGACACCGAAGGAUGUGUGUGAUAGCAAUACAAAUAGUUUCAUUGCGUGUCCAUCAGAUAAAAGGUCUGAAUUUUCCUUCCAGGCUUAUCGCCUUUUGAAAUAAGGUUUGAUUAUUUCCAUUUGGAAUUACUUUUGUAGCUCUGUUUGAUGGAGAAAGCUAGGAAUUGUCCUACAUGGUGGAAAAACUCGUGUUUUGUGAGCUUGGGUCAUGGCGUUAAUAUCCGUUAUGCUAAGUGUAAUUCCGAGCCCGAUUUGCUUUGUAGAAUGCUAUGUGUUCUAUAGAUUUAAGUACCGUAUCUAAAUUCCAGAAUUAUAUUUCUCUUAAACUUGCAAUUCUCCAUGAUUUCUGGCAUGGUAAAUCCUGUCUUAUAAAAGUCAUAAAAAAACAAGUUCCGGUUAUAAAAUAAAAACUGAAAUAGGUACACAAUGUGCCUUCGUCUACAAUAAGUCACAGAUUUAAGAAUGAAUCUAGCUCACCUAGAGUAUUAAUGUUGCACCCUGUUAAACUGGCAUUGCUAACAAAUUAAGGGGUUCAGUCACUGAACAGAUUGGGGAAAGAGAAAUGUGGUAUGCACACACAUCUACAAACCGUGCCUCCAGUCAAGGGGCAACCAAACUCUUCAAGUGAAAACAAGACAAGCCACAGGUAUAAGGCGUGACAAAGGCUCAUUUAGAGCUAAAACAUUGCAGGUUUCUGUCCAAUAAAUCUGCCCUGGACCUUAUACCUGUGCCUAGUCCUUAUCUUGUUUUCAAUUAAGUUGUGGUGACUUUAAAACUGAAUUCAAAUGUAAAAAAAAUAAAUACAAUCUCACUGUCAAUGCAACUCCAUUCAGCAACUAGAAUUUCGAUAUGUUGACAUUUUUAUGGCUGUUAGUUAUUUUAUGUUAGUCAUUGGGACAAAUGAUGAUUGCAUUAUCUGCAUUUUUACUUCUUGGGCUUUAUUAUAACAAAAAAAACUAAACAAGAAAACCAAAUUCAUUUUUUUCCAUGAUAUUUGCGUGUGCACUGAAUUCCUGAAUACGCACCUCCAGUAAUCUGCUCUCCAUCAGCUCAAAGUCUGUGAAAUUUCACUUGUUUCAAACAUUUAAUAAAAAUUUCAAAAAGAAAA
Pelobates fuscus (common spadefoot toad) is the source of this 2551-nucleotide messenger RNA. RefSeq names its product gremlin 1, DAN family BMP antagonist (gene GREM1). The transcript is spliced from 2 exons. Gene Ontology annotation, biological process: animal organ morphogenesis. The coding region runs from base 32 to 652 and encodes 206 amino acids. NCBI's taxonomy places the organism in Eukaryota, Metazoa, Chordata, Amphibia, Anura, Pelobatidae. Gene Ontology annotation, molecular function: BMP binding; receptor ligand activity. The record is from RefSeq and is a predicted model, not a curated record.